UCAUAGUUAACAAAUAAGCGUUUUAUAAAAUUCAAAAUGGUUAAAAAUUGUGCUGUGGUGAAUUGUAAAAACAGUAAAAAUAAUAAAAAAUGUAAAAAAGAUUUACAACAGGAUAAAAACUCCUUAUUUAAGCUGCCAAAAGACCCUGAUAUUGUUAGACAAUGGAGUCAAAUUUUGGGACAAGAUUUAGUGUUAGAUUCGAAAGUUGACAUUUUUAUUUGUGAUUUGAAUUUUGAAGAAGAAUAUAUUCUUCGCAAAGAUAUUAUUAUUAUUCCUAAUCAAGAACCGUUUGUGUCUGAACGAAAGAAAAUAACACUCAAACCUGGUACCAUCCCGACAUUACAUAAAAAUAUCAGCUCAACAAUGCCUGCUACAAAUAUUUCUGUAUAUGCCAAUACAAACGAAAGUGGUAUAUUACAUUCAAGUCAAAUAUUGCACGAUUAUGAAUGCAUAGAAGUCAACGAGGUUUUUGAUGACAAUUCAGUUGAACCUAAUAAUAUUGAACAAGUAUGACUAGAAUUAUUUAUAAUGUAAUGAAGUAUGGUAAUCGAUCGGGAAACUAUAAAUUAUUGG
This is a messenger RNA of Cotesia glomerata, 573 nucleotides long. RefSeq lists its product as uncharacterized. Lineage: Eukaryota; Metazoa; Arthropoda; Insecta; Hymenoptera; Braconidae. Bases 37 to 513 code for a protein of 158 amino acids. Gene Ontology annotation, molecular function: sequence-specific DNA binding. The record is from RefSeq and is a predicted model, not a curated record. The transcript is spliced from 3 exons.